This is a messenger RNA of Bolinopsis microptera, 999 nucleotides long. RefSeq lists its product as uncharacterized. The record is from RefSeq and is a predicted model, not a curated record. The transcript is spliced from 3 exons. NCBI's taxonomy places the organism in Eukaryota, Metazoa, Ctenophora, Tentaculata, Lobata, Bolinopsidae. The coding region runs from base 8 to 499 and encodes 163 amino acids.
UAUAGCUAUGAAGUACACGCUAUCCCUGCUCCUCUGCUUGGUUUCUGUCUGUAGCGCGGCUUACCCUCCUCUAGAACCCUGCCCCGGAGAAAACCGUGGUCACCCACGUGGCAAGUACGGAGACGAGAAGUGCCACCACUCCCGCACUCACAGAGUGUGCGCUAAGAUAGUUGAUAAGAGCAGCGGGCAGUGCACAGCUGUAGAGUGGGGGGAGAGGAACUUCUGGGAGAUUACCAGUCAGGAGAGGUACAACUGGAAGAACAGUGUGUGUUACGGCAGGAACCCUGGGGAGCACUGGUGUAUCUGUAUGUGGGCUACUGCCAAUAUGAUAAACCAGGUGGGGUGUGAUAAUGUGGAUAUAAACUGUGCUGCUACUGACAUUCCGUACGUUCUUUCCCGGAUGGAGGACAGUCGGGGUCGCUGUUCAGGUUCUACUCGCUGGGAUUUGAAGGAAACCAAGGAGUGCUUGCAGAGGAAGUGUCCUGAGCCGGAAUCCUGAUCUGAGCAAAAUUGAACAAAGGAAUGUAACUCGCAACCACACGUUCUAUGAACGUUUAUUUAAACGUUUUAUAGAUAGAAUAAUCAAAUUUAUAUGAUAUAUAAUGUGAUUUGCAUGAUAUAUAAUAUGAUUUAUAUGAUAGAGUUUGGAAAGUUUUCAGAUGAAAUAUUUUAAUUUUAUAUCACAGAUUUUCUAAAUUUAUAUCUAGUACAGUUUUUAUACGGACAUAAUUUUAUAUGAUGAUUUUAUAUUGCAAAUUAAAAUAUUGAUUGAUUAUUGAUUUGAUUAAAUUAGAGCCAUGAUAUUAUGGAUCUACGGGAUUGUGACCUUCCGAACUUUUUAAAUAUUUUGUACCAAUUUCUUUAAUCAUUGUUUUUUAUUUUUUAAACUAAGAAGUUUUUUAUUCUUCUAAUGUUUAAUCGUGACCUUCACUUGUGACCCCCAGUGUACAGGAUUGUAUUUCAUGUAUUUUUAUACAUUUUGUUGUUAUUUUACCAACA